This is a messenger RNA of Cynara cardunculus var. scolymus (artichoke), 2320 nucleotides long. RefSeq names its product mitogen-activated protein kinase kinase kinase 1-like. Gene Ontology annotation, biological process: protein phosphorylation. The coding region runs from base 243 to 1964 and encodes 573 amino acids. NCBI's taxonomy places the organism in Eukaryota, Viridiplantae, Streptophyta, Magnoliopsida, Asterales, Asteraceae. The transcript is spliced from 9 exons. Gene Ontology annotation, molecular function: ATP binding; protein kinase activity. The record is from RefSeq and is a predicted model, not a curated record.
UGAAAGCCCACACCACACAAAAGUAGACAACCACCGCGUUCAUCUCUUCUUUUGACUCCUGACGGCGUUUACCUCAUCUGUCUCUCUCCGACGACGUCCGCAGUCAACCCAUUUCCAGAUCGCCAUUUUUCCCGAACAUCAAGCAAAUUAGGGUUCUACGUACCAAACCUAAUCGGAAUAUAUCUCAAUUGUUUCAACAGACUGGAGUUUGAUGGCUUAAGUAGAUCUCUUUCUGUCUCUCAAUGCAUAACUUGUCCCAAUUUCUCGUUAUUAAUGGCGAUAGACGCAAAAAGAAGAAGACGCCAAGGAAGCCGAAGCUGGAGCGUAUGAAUGCAAAGAGGAACAUUGACUACGAGUUUUCCACGACUUCCACUUCGUCAUCCUCGGAGGAGCCUGCUUCAGUACGGUUACGGUCAGCAGCUAUUCGAGGUACUCGUUCACUUGAGUUACCCCCUUUAAGUGAUGGAACGAGUUUAAGGAUUGAUGGAAGUGAUGUUGGGCAACUUGAGAUCAUUUAUCGUAGAUUAGGGUUGGAAAGUCCCGAAGAUUUUGGGAUUCCCUUGUCAUCCUGGGAAGCUAGAAAGAUCCGGUCUACUUCCGAUCUUAUUCGCAGAUCUCCUUUGAAUUUCGAAACCGAUCAUGGCACGAAUGCGGUUGAACAUGAACAGCCAGCUGAAAAUGUUGAAAGUCGACGUGAUGAUAUUAUUAGGGUUACUUCUGCUGCCGUGGAACAAACAUCUGAUGCUGUUAGGGUUAGUGGCUCUAACAGAGCUGGGAACGGUAUUAAAGGUGUUCGGCCUCCACUUCUUUCUCCCCCCUCUCCUUCCAUUUCGAAACCCUUAAUGCAUCAUGAUGCUGGAUGCGAAUGGGAUAUCGUGAGAACUUUCCCUUCUCUUGAAGGUUCUUCUGCUCAUGUCAAUCAGCAAGGGUUUAGCUUGCAUGAGGAAGAAGAAGCUGACGUGGAGAAUGUUAGGACGAGGCUUGAAGGGGCUACACUUUCGGGGUCUUGUUCUUUCACAACUUCCAAUGAGGAUGAUUCAUCUAGUUCUACCACAGAGCCUGCAUCGAGUAUUUCGCCAAAUGGAUACGGAUCUAAUAUAUCCACCAAUGGAAGAUUCAGACACAUCGCUAUUACUCACUGGCAGAGGGGCGAGCUCCUGGGGCGUGGGUCAUUUGGAUCAGUCUACGAAGGCAUUUGCGAUGGUGGAUAUUUUAUUGCUGUGAAGGAAGUCUCUUUGCUUGACCAAGGGGAACAGGGAAGGCAAAGCGUUUUGCAACUUGAACAGGAAAUUGUUCUUUUAAGUCAGUUCGAACACGAGAACAUAGUUCGAUACUAUGGGACAGAUAAGGACGCAUCAAAGCUGUAUAUAUUUCUUGAGCUUGUAACAAAAGGUUCCCUUUUAAGUCUCUAUCGGAGGUACCAUCUUCAGGAUUGUCAAGUUUCCUCAUACACACGGCAGAUCUUACAUGGUCUGAAGUAUCUGCAUGAUCAGAGUGUGGUACACAGGGAUGUAAAAUGUGCAAACAUAUUGGUUGAUGCUAAUGGCUCGGUGAAACUUGCAGAUUUUGGGUUGGCCAAGGCUGCAAAGCUCAAUGAUGUGAAGUCUUGCAAGGGAACCGCAUUCUGGAUGGCUCCUGAGGUUGUUAAUAACAAAAAUAAUGGGUAUGGGCUUGCAGCAGACAUAUGGAGCCUUGGUUGCACCGUCUUGGAGAUGUUGACACGUCAGAUUCCGUACUCUCCGUUGGAAUGUAUGCCUGCAUUAUUCAGAAUUGGGCGUGGUCUUCCUCCACCUAUUCCGAAUUCUCUUUCGAGAGAAGCAAGGGAUUUUAUAUCCCAGUGUCUUCACGUUAAUCCAAGAGAUCGUCCAACUGCUACUCAGCUCUUAGACCAUCCAUUUGUUAGCAGGCCACUUCCGUCGUUCUCAGACUAUGUAUCUGGACACAGCAGGCUAGGCGUGAAGUAGAAUCAAACAAGGACAGAAUGAAGUAGAGUAUUAAAUACUUCAAUUUGUGGUCUUGUUGAAGUUUUUGUGGGAAGAGGCUUUUCUCGUUGCUCCUGGAGAUGUAUGUAUGUAUUUCUUGAUGAUGAUGAUGCUGUGAGGAAUCUCUGUACUUGGUAACAAGAUUGAUUGUUGUUUAGUUUGUUUGUACAUCGAUUCAAUUCUUUUGGAUGAAUAAAAAUAGUUUGUUAGGAGGUUUAGUUUGAAAUGUAAAAGCUAAAAAGCACCAGCUCAGUUCAGAUCAUGUUGUUUAAUGCAUAUAUGAUUAAGAAGUAUUCUAUUACCCUAUUUGCUAAUUUAAUUGAGAAUUUUGCAUUUUA